GAAACACAAGAGUUGAGGACGACGUUUCGAAUGUCUUCUGCUUACACUUUGAAUUUCGUGGUGGAAGAAAUUUAUCAUUCCUCAUUAUUCUCAAUGUGCCUGUAAUGUCAUAUAGUACAGUAUUUACUUGUUAACUUUCUUUAGAGAACAUUUAGUUGUUGUUACUUUUAUUAUUUUUGCUGCGAAGAUUUGUUUUUAAAUGUAAUUUGAAGUACUAGCCCAGUAUGUUUACUGCACACAUUGGGCAUCUUAGCCUAAUGCCAUAAAAAGUUAUGAUAAGUAGCAUAUACCACUACCAGGACACUGUUUUGCGGCCAUCUUGAUCGCGUUUAUUUUGAAGAGUAAACACACAAGCAUGUGGCUUUUGACAAGAAGUUCUGUAGAUCUGUGACAUGAAGCUGAAAGAACUAGAAAGUUGCUUGCAGUGUGUGGAAGUCUUCAAAAGUCCAAAAGUGAAGUUGGAACAGUACCCAACAAGUCCACAUAUUGCAUCACGGAUGUUGCAUACAAUUGACACACGUUAUAAAGAUUUGGAUGGUUGUAUGGUAGCAGAUUUAGGAUGUGGUUGUGGAGUCCUGGCAGUUGGAGCAAGUUUACUUGGUGCAAGUAUGUGCUUUGGUAUUGACAUUGAUAAGGAUGCUCUGGACAUUAGUUAUCAGAAUUCCUGUGAAUAUGAAUUGAAGAAUCUGGAGUUGAUACAGAUGGAUGUGACAAAGUUACCUGAUGCACAAUGGAAUCAACUGUUUGAUACUGUUAUCAUGAAUCCUCCGUUUGGGACAAAACGUAACAGAGGAAUUGAUAUGCUGUUCUUAAAAACUGGGCUUAAUAUGGCCACGCGAGCUGUGUAUAGUCUGCACAAGACUGCCACAAGAGAGCAUAUACGAAAGAAAACUAAAGAAUGGGGUGUCAACAUGGAAGUGAUUUCCGAACUUAGGUUUGACCUUCCUUCAAGCUACAAGUUUCACAGACAACAGUCCGUGGAUAUUGAAGUAGAUUUUAUUAGGUUUUCUUUUCCAUCUUCACAUCUUCCGAUCAAAUGUACAGAAAAAAAUUACUUAUUAUUGAAAAAGUAGUAAUUGUGAAAUAAAAAUCACUUGGAUAUAGAUAGCAAUUUUUCAUUUGUUAGUACUCUUGAAAAUAAUUAUGACCAUGAUCAGUUAAACAUUACUGUGGGAAAAAUUUUUAUCCAAAGAGAAGAUUGAACUCUUAAUGAUUCAUACUACAUAUCAUUAUAUUGCUGGUGUUCACUAGAUACAUUUGUGUCUGAUUUUACUUACAACUUUAGAAAUUUAAGUGUUUCAGGUUGAAAAUACCUCUUACUUUUAAAUAGACAUUAUGAAAAUACCAAUAUUUGUUUUUUGGAAAUGCAGAAAAUGUAAGUACCAUUUGAAUUUGUUUGUUAUGCUCUCCUUUCUACAUUUAGUAAAUAUAUGACAAAUCUAGGAACAGGUACUCUUCUUCCUCUGUAAUAGCUCUUGAAAUUAAUCAUGACAAGUCAAAAGUAAACA
Molecule: messenger RNA, 1508 nt
Organism: Limulus polyphemus (Atlantic horseshoe crab)
Lineage: Eukaryota; Metazoa; Arthropoda; Merostomata; Xiphosura; Limulidae
Gene: Mettl5
Product: methyltransferase-like protein 5
Exons: 6
Coding region: 393-1073 (226 amino acids)
Biological process (GO): rRNA methylation
Molecular function (GO): nucleic acid binding; rRNA (adenine-N6-)-methyltransferase activity
Source: RefSeq, a predicted model, not a curated record